Messenger RNA from Plasmodium vinckei vinckei, 1386 nucleotides. RefSeq names its product conserved Plasmodium protein, unknown function. The transcript has a single exon. The record is from RefSeq and is a predicted model, not a curated record. Bases 1 to 1386 code for a protein of 461 amino acids. NCBI's taxonomy places the organism in Eukaryota, Apicomplexa, Aconoidasida, Haemosporida, Plasmodiidae.
AUGGUGAAUUUAGCUAGCCAUUACAACUGUCACUCAAUUGGUAUUAAAUGUCCUACUUACCAAAUAAAUAUAUUAAAAGGAAUAACAGAGGAAAAUAUAAAUGGAAAUAAAUGUAAAUUAGGAACAAAUUAUAAACACCUUUUCAAUAAUCCAUCAAAUGGAAUAGUAGGUGGAUAUAGAAAUUCAUAUUUUAUUAAAACAAUUAUAUUGCAAAAAGGACAUAAAUUAAAGGAAAAUAAAAAAAAUAUAAUAAUAUUAAAAAAAAAAGACCAAAAUAUUAAUACAGCGCAUGUGCGUAAUUUAAAAAUCGCGUGCACAGAUGAUAAUAUAUUAAACCAAGAACAAAUUGAAUCGUCCAAUACUGAAAACAAUAUAAAUAUUAAUAAUCAACCUCAGAUAAAAAAUAACGACAUGCUUGGAGAAUGUGAAUAUAAUAUUGAAAAGGAAAGAGAUUAUGAUAUAAAAAAUGGAGAAGAAAAUAAUAGUAACAAAUUAAGUGACGAUUUAUUGGACGAAAUAAAUAUGAAUAAAAUCACUGAAGAAGAAAACAGUAUCGCCCACAAAAAUAUGGACGAUGAUGGUUUUGACAUACUAAAACAUUUUAAUGUAGAAAAUGAUAAUUCUUUAAUUAGUAAUGUAGACCCUGAAAAGAGCAAAGAUCUUAUAAAUAGCAAUUAUUUUAAAAAUAUGAUGAAAGAAUUAAAUUUGAAUGAAGAUGAAAUUUUAAGCAUGAUAAGAAAAAACGAAAAAAAUGUUACCAAAUUAAUUAGUGAAAAUUUAACAGUUGAACAAAUUGAAAAAAGAGCAAAAAAUGAAGAAAAACGUGACGAAGAAUUAUUUGAUGCUUAUAUGAAUAAUAAUUUAAGAAUAGGAAAUUAUAUUAGUUUUAAAAAAAUUGGAAAGAAAUAUAAAGAUAUUAUUAAAGAAGUUAUAACCAUUUUACUUCAUAAUAAUAUUCAAUUUAAAGAUAUUAUUAAAGAUAUUGAAGAAGGUAGAUAUGAAAUAAACAAACUGAUAUCUAUAUUAAAACACCAUGAGUUGUUUACAGAUUUAGAUAAUAGUGUUUUAGAUGAAAUAAUUAAAAAAUCAGUGUUAAUGGGAUAUCUUAAUGAAAAGUUUUCAAAUGACAUUCAUGAUUUUGAAUGGAAUAAAAAUUUUGAAAAUAUUAUUUUCAAUUCAAUAAAUAAUGAUAAUUUCAAAUUACGAGAUAUUUUAUGCACAUAUAAUAGCAUAAACGUAAGUAUUGCAAAUACAAAAAAAACUGAUAUAGAUUCGGAAGAGUAUGAUGAAAUAGAAAAUUCGAUAAAAUAUUCCAUUUCAGAAUAUGAAAAGAAUAAUUCCUUGGAUAUUCUUUCCUUUUUUAGUAUCUUCGUCAAUUUUAAUUGA